AGCGGCAAGCGGUAAAGGCGGCUGCCCGCGGCUUCUCGGCGAGAAGAAUCGGUGGUGCUGCUCCUCUUGCUGCUGCAGGAGGAGGAAGAGAGCAGGCGAGCAAGACCCGCCGCUGCCAUGGGGAGAGUGCAAGGAGGGAUGCGCUGCGUCAAGUUCCUGCUCUUCCUUUUCAACUUCAUCUUCUGGUUGGCAGGUUCAGCUGUUGUCGCAUUUGGGCUAUGGCUGCGGUUUGGAAACAUAAUAAGAGAUUUAGCAACUGAUGAGGACUCCCCAGAAUAUUUUUAUAUGGGACUGUAUGUGCUGGUGGGUGCAGGAGUGCUGAUGAUGAUAGUAGGAUUUUUUGGGUGCUGCGGAGCAGCACGGGAGUCUCAGUGCCUGCUUGGAGCAUUUUUUACUUGCUUGUUGGUGAUUUUUGCCGCUGAAAUCACUGCAGGGGUUUUUGCUUUUCUGGGCAAGAAGACGGCAGUCAGUGAAGUCCAAGCUAUCUAUGAGGAAGCUUAUGAAAACUACAUCAAUGAUCAAAGCAAAAACAAAACACUCAUCACAUUUCAUGAUGCACUUCAAUGCUGUGGAAAAGACAGUGACGCUCAAGUCAAGCCCACCUGUCCAAAAGACCUUGAGUCGCCCAAAAACUGUCUGACUGAAAUAGAGACUCUUGUUAAUUUCAAUCUUCAUUUACUUGGCAUUGUUGGGAUUGGAAUUGCUGGAAUCACAAUCUUUGGCAUGGUCUUCAGCAUGGUCCUUUGCUGUGCAAUCCGAAACACAAGAGACAUGCUUUAGAACUCCUCCUGCAUCACGUUAUUUUCAACCCAGGACUGAAACAAAGGCUUCAACACAGUUCUGAAGAAGUGCUUGCCCACUCAGCUUAACAAUUGUAAUCCAUUUUUAAUUAGAGUGUUAAUCAACUGACAGAAAAAGGGGAUGUUUGGUGAGUUCAAGAGUUUCCUGUGGUUGCAUUUAAAAGUUUAAAACAAUUCUGAGGUGAGCAAGUAGGAUAGGCUAACAAUGCCUUUUUCAAGGCCAACAGUGACAUCUAAAACUAAAAUUUAUUUGAAGUAUGACUUUGCACAGGUAUGGAAGAAUAGGUCCUGUAUCUCUGUAUUCAAGAAUGUCUGCUUGUUUUGGUGCAGAUGCACAUAUACUGUAGUUGUAUAUACAGUUCCCUUGACCAUAUGUAUGUUUUGUGAGUGUCUAUAUCUGCAUGCAUAUUUCUGCAAUAUAUAUAUUAUGCACGCACAUACACACACUUGGGUGCGUAUCCAGGUUAAAGGUUUUUCAAAAUGGGGUUCUCUUUACUGAUCAUUUUUGGAGAAGCAAAUUCCUCUAGGAAAAUGAUAUUGAAAAGUAAAUAUCUCGUCCUAUCUUCAUUCAGUCUUUUGGAAUGUCUCAUUUUAAAAAAACUAUAUUUAAAAAAAUGUGUUUUGCUCCUAGCCAGCUGUCCCCUUGGAAGAUUCUAUCUGUCUGUCUGUGUUCUAUUUAUAUAUUUAUUUAUAUGCAGAAUGGUUUAUAUGAUAGAGAUUGAUAGGGAGCUCUCUGGGCUUUUUAAAGAAAAGCAGAGCAAAGACCAAGAGGUAGUAUCAAACCAGCAGAGAUCAGUUAAAGCUAUAGGUUCAAUAUAAAGUUUUAUCGGGGCUGAGGCAUCCUGUGGUAGUCAUGUUUUUAAAUAGGGUUAAAACAUGCACAGGUCAUCCUUGAUGAGGAACUUAAUUCCACUCAAAAAACUGUUUCUUGCUUGGGUUUUUUUUCCAAAUGCUAUCUUUUAGCAUCAAUCUAAUAUUGUCCUAAUUAUUUUUAAUCUGGGCCCCAAAAAUUGCUUCAGCAUAAUCUAAAACUGAUGCCCAAACUAUUUUAUACAGUUACUAUGAUGAACACUCAAUCCCCAAAUGCACACCAUAUCCUCUCAUGCCAUUGUAGCAUAUCCCUUGAAGUAUGUUGAUGCAAAAGCAAUACCUGUUCACUGGGACUUACUCUCUCAUUGGUGCACUUAGGACUGCAGCUUAAUUAUUUGCUGCAGAGAUCAUAAUAAUAUUCUGCUGUUUGCAACCUUUUAUACAUUCCAGCAAUUGCAUGCUGACUUCACACAAUGGAGGAGUACAUACCUAAUAUAGAAAUAAUAUUUAUUAUUUUCAUGUUCCAGUCAAAGUUAACCAUGUGCUUCAUUCUUUCAUUGAAAUCAAUACUUGUCAAAAUUUCUUAACUUUAGGUAAAACUUAACUCAAUCUGUGUAUGCAUAUAUGCAUAUUUUUUUAAAAUGUUCUUGAAAUAAUGUGCCCAUCCACAAAUAAGCAAGGCAGCUAUGCUGCGUUUUGAAGUUCAAAUCAAACUUUAAAAGCAUGAGACGAGCGCUUCAGAAUAGGAUUAUGUGUAUAGGAGCACACAGCCCCUAAAGACCAUGAACAAAUGUUCAGCAUUACAUUUAAAGAUAAGGAGGAAGGGUAGUUGUCAUUAAUGUCAAGAACAAUAACCAGUGAUUGUGACAGUUGUGCAACCAUUUCAUACACAGAAUUCAUACUAAGCUUCACUGUAGAUGUUUGAACUGUGUGCAGCAAUAUAUUUGUUUGGGAAGGAGCAGAAAGAUUAGACUGAAAGAUGAGAAGCUCUACUUGUUUAAAGUUGCCCUACAUCCUGUAGCUGAGAAUGUGGUGUCAGCCAAACUAACCUUCAGAAUUCAAUGCAGUUUGAAAGUCAAUUUCGGACUGUUUACCUUUUGCUUUAUCUUUGUUCUCGGACCACUAGAAGUCAAUGCAGACACGUAGUGCUCAAAGAGAAGCUAUUUGUUCUGCUAGAAAUUUGUUCCUGCCAGAAAGCGCAUGCCAAAACCAGAGGGUUCAAAAUUAAGACCCUGCCCUGGUGUUCUGGCUACAGAACUUCAGUUAAAGCAUUGAGAGGUGGGCAGAUGUACUUUACUACAGUCUGUUUUUGUUUAUUGUCUCUGAAAAUCAAAUUACUGCAUGUUAUUUUAACUACAUCAAGCUAUUAUCUAGUCAUGGCUUAGCUGUCUAAAACUGGAUAAAUGUAGAAAUGAUCAAUAUUCUUAAAAUACCUCAGGGGAGAGUUUACAGCUUAUAACUGUGCUUUGUAUUGUUUAUAUUUAUUUCUACUAAGUUGUGUAUUGAAAAAUAACCUGGCAGAAUUAAUUUAGCUAGCCAGAGGAAAAUCACUGUGGUGCAGUUUUAAUAUAUUACAAUCAAUGGGGUUUACCACUUACUUGAAUGGGAAGUGCAUUGUGGGAACUUUUAAAUACCUGGCCCAUUUUCUGACAAGCUAUAGUUUUAGGAAUUAGAACUCAAGCAAUUAUUCAGUCUUUCUGUCUCUUUUUAUUCAGUAGUUUUAUUUUCUUUUAAACAGAAAUAGGCUAUCUAAAAAAAGUUAGGAAAUUUUCAAAUGUUAAUUUAAAAAACUGUCUUAAUUAUGUGCUCCAUGCACAUUUUUCAUCAAAAUAUAUUCAAAACGUAUGAUUUCAGGGGAAGCCUGUCUUAUCAGGGCCUUCAUUUGAAGUUCAGUGUGCACUCAAGUGUGUGUAUGUAUAUGUAUAUGAGAGAGAGAAAGGGAGAGAGAGAGAAGCCCCAAGUUACAUGAGUUAUUCCCUUUUUUCUCUCAAACAUAUAUUAUGUGUAUACCCCAUCUCUCCAACAAAUUUCAGUUGACUGUUUCUACUACUUGGCCCAGGUAAAAUAUUUGGACCCAUUAGAACAUAGCUGAAGUGAUAGGGAAUAUAGCUAAGGAAAUGUAUCAAAUGCACAAUUCACCUACCUGUGCUAGAGGCCCAUUGGGUGCUGGCAGCUCCUGAAGUUCAGGUGAGGGCCUCAUCAUGGAGAAGACAUCACUAGAAAUCCGAGUACCUAAGUGGUCUACCAUGUUAUUUGGGAAGCAGUUUCAUCAGCUCUGCAAGUAGUUCUUGCCAGGAAUUUGCAGUUUAACAGAAACAGAAAUAAAGAUGUAGUCACCUUUAUUUUAAAAAAUGUCAUUGGUAUGAACUAUCAUAAUAUUGCGACUCUGGACUUAAAGAGGAAUUUCUGCUAAUUUUCUGUUUUGAAAACGAUGUCUUCUUGGAAUUUCUAUUCCAGAGGAAAAAGAAGAUGGAAGGACUUAGAACGGAACCUGCUUUAAUGAUUUCCCCAUAUUUGUUAGUUUUUCUUUUUAAAUAAUAUCUCCUUAAGAAUAGACUAUCUCUUCCAUUAUAAUGCUAGCCAUUCUCAAAUGAGACCAGAAGCAAUUUAAAAAUGGAAACAGCAGGAUGUGAAAUAGACAUUAGAAAAAUCAGUAAUUUCUGAGUCUUUGUAGAGAUCAGCCUGUCCUAUUGUCCUCAGCUCUGGUUUGUUCCCUGUCUUUUGCAUUUGUCAUCCUGUGUUUCAUGCAGACUCAGGGCUCAUUCAGCUAGAUCACACAUAAGCAUAUGGCAAUGCUGUUGCGCUGCUUCCCUAUUCUGUAUUCCAGCUUUUCAGAGUACUUCGUGAAGCUGCUUCAUGUCAGUCCAUGUAACUGGCAGAGACUAGUAUCGAUAAGUUUGGGAAAAUCUUUGGGAAAGACUGGAAAAUCUUCUGUGUUCCAAGUUUUCCCAAUCAGGAGCAGAAGACAAAUCCUGCUUAACUUGUGCUCCUGCUUUCUCAUUUUUAUUGUUUUUCUCUCCUUAUCUGGGUUGUAGAAGAAACAGGUGAGCUGUAUUAUGUAAAUAAUAGGUUGAAAGGAGAGCUCUAUUUUACUUCAUUCUGGUAGUUGCAUUUUUAUGCUGGAAAAGGACACCAACUCCCUGUGCUAGCCCAAAAAUGAUAAUAUCAAACAAGUACCAGGCCAGAAAUGGUUCCAAACUGUCUGCUGAUCGCCAUUUGCGAUUUUUAUGAAAUGGCUGUCCUUUGCAGACCUCGGAUCUCCUUGCUGAACAACACUAAUAAAUAAAUUGUGGCUUUAACACCAGGAUGAAGGGUGGGUGGGAGGAUAUGGUAGCUAUGAAGAUGGAUUGGAAGAUGCACACACUGUCUGGUCCUGGAAAAGCAGAGCAGCAGAGCCAUACAUCUAUACAUCUAUGCCAUUGCUUUUUAAAAAUUUUGUAUUGGAGGGCUGGCAACUUUUUGCUGUUGCCUUCUUGCUAUUGGAAAAACCUAUUGGAAGUCUUGCUUCCAAAAUGUUAUCUACUAUUGCUUGGCUGCUUCUUUAUCUUUAAGUGCCUUUUGGGGAACAGGGCAGAAUGCCAGUUCUGUAAGUAGAGCUUUGAAAUUAAAAUCAGACGUGAAGAUUAUUCAUUUUUAGUGAGUUCCUAUUUCCUUGCAUCCCACUGUAUUUAUUUUUAUGAAUGUAAUCGUUACACCUGUCCUAAGGUCAUCUGCUCCUUAAAAAUAAUAAAAGAAUGUGUGUUUGAAAUGCAGGUCGGAAUUAAAUAUAUUGAUGAUGUGUACAAAAACUUACCAGUGCCUUUAAGAACACCACAGCUCUAUCCUCCUGAUCUCAGCAUUUCCAGUGUCAUUUUGGUGGGGAGUCCCUUGCACUGAAUUAUAUCUCAGGAACAUUGUACCUUGAAUGUUGGACAGGAUUAAUUCUUGGACUACAUUUUUCUAUAGUAUGUAAAUUAUAUAUGUAUACUAUUGGCAUACACAUUUUCUGAGUUGAUUCACUGAGAGGACCAAGUCAGACAUGCUGAGAAUGGCCCAAAGCUUGCCCCCAAAUCCAUGAGAACCAGCCCACAGCUUCUCUUUCAUGUUCACUGAAUCAGCAAUUAUGUGAUACUUAGUAUGAGAUGUUCCUGAUGAUACACUGCAGGGAUACAUGGGUGACAUUUUGAUGUUUGUGAGGUAUACGCUCUUUGAAUUGUGCUAUUGCCUCAUUGACUGAAAUUUGACAUCCUCACUUAAUUUCUCAACUGUGUUAAGGAAUGCAGCCUUUCUUAAUACUAACAAAUUAUCAUUAUGAAGAUACUAGAGGCAGCAGUUUUAGAAAGAUGUGGAGGCUGUAGGGUGAGAUUCUCCCAAAAGCCUUCAGGAAGAAACAGCACUUAUUAAAACACACAGAGAUAUAUGGGCUACCUCAGCACUAUGACACUGCAAACUUGUAAAGCAGUGCCUUAUUAUAGGAGAAGGAGCAAAUAAAUUGAGGAGCCUUUAAAAAGCACUUAUUAAACCUUAUUUUGAAGAGCAGCUUCUCCUAGUUUUGUCCUUUGGAAAGCCAUGGGCACAUUAUGCAUCUAAUAGAUGCUCUGUCCUGCUUAAUACAAAUUCUCAGUAACCAUGGGGAUGAUUAUACUGAGUUCCAGACCCUUCACUGUCUUUCGGGAGUAGUGCAUUGUAUCUGCUGGAGAACUGGGCUUCGUUCUUCCCAGGAAAUCUGCAUGGAUCAAGCAAGACCAGAAAGAUACAGCAUCCAAAAAUAGCUGUAUGCUUACUUUGCAGAUUCCCUUUGUGGAAUCCAUUCUUUUAUUUAAGAAUACAUUACUGUCUAUUGCAGUAGUUGUACAUAACUAGUAUUUUCACCCCUUGAAAUGUGUAUUUUAGAGUUUGUGCAAAAGACUUCAUUAAUUCUUCAAAUGUUGAUAAAAAUGUAAAUAUAGUACUCCUUUCCAAUGUUUCUGCUAUCUAGCAGCACGAUGGAUCAAGCUGUUUUCAUGGGGAAUUAAGUAACUUUCCCAUGUAGUCAUUGUGUAAAUGUUAUUAGCAGUUGAUGUUAUUGAAACAUAUUUAGUUUGGUCUGUUUUCUUAAUGCAUUUUUAUCAUUGUUUCUCUACUGAAGUUGAUGCAAAAGUCUAAUAAAAAUAAUUUGAAAUAAAUGUAACGGCAGGGGUUUUUUGUUAGCUAACUUUAUAAGAUGUAUUGCAUGUACCAGUUUCCUUUCUCAGAUAUACUCAUUGUGUUUUGCAA
Molecule: messenger RNA, 6845 nt
Organism: Python bivittatus (Burmese python)
Lineage: Eukaryota; Metazoa; Chordata; Lepidosauria; Squamata; Pythonidae
Gene: TSPAN2
Product: tetraspanin 2
Cellular component (GO): plasma membrane
Source: RefSeq, a predicted model, not a curated record